Messenger RNA from Nelumbo nucifera (sacred lotus), 1844 nucleotides. RefSeq names its product pectinesterase-like. Gene Ontology annotation, molecular function: enzyme inhibitor activity; pectinesterase activity. Gene Ontology annotation, biological process: cell wall modification. Lineage: Eukaryota; Viridiplantae; Streptophyta; Magnoliopsida; Proteales; Nelumbonaceae. The record is from RefSeq and is a predicted model, not a curated record.
ACAGCCUUCUCAAGUCAAGACUCAACACCAAUACACCAUGGCUUCCUCCUAUCUCUAUUCCCUCCCUCUCUGCAUUGUCAUUCUCUUUCUCUUUUCCUCCUCAUCACUUGCCCAAGAUCCCUCGUCCACCCCAGUUGCACCUGAAAAUGCUUGUAACUCCACCCUUUAUCCUUACCUCUGCAAGUCUCUUCUUCCACGCAACCAGUCGGGCAACAUCUACGACUACGGUCGGUUUUCUGUUCGGCGCUCUAUAUCCGCGGCAACCAAGUUCUCGUCUCUGAUUGAUCGGUAUCUCCGAGGCCGGUCAAAACUGUCCGCAACUGCCAUUCGGGCCCUGGAAGACUGUCGACUCCUUACGGGACUAAAUUUGGAUUUCUUGUCAACUACAAUCAAUACGAUCGGUUCUGACAAAGCUCUCCCCAGCUUGCAGGCCGAUGACGUCCAGACCUUGCUUAGCGCCAUAAUGACUAACCAACAGACUUGUUUAGAUGGCCUCCUGGCAACUGCAUCAGCUUGGAGUGUCAAGAAUGGUAUUUACACCCCUCUCUCCGAUGGAAACAAACUCUAUAGUGUCUCUCUGGCGCUGUUUACUCGUGGUUGGGUUCAUAAAAAGAACAAAGCCAAGGGGAGGAAGCUCAUGUUCUCCGACACGGAAGAAGUUCGAGACGGUCGCCUACCUCUGAUGAUGUCGAGUCGUAUCCAGAAGAUGUACGAGUCGGCGAGCAGAAGGAAGCUUGUUCAGACAACCAUACCUAAUGUCCUAGUCAGUGAUUUGGUGGUGGUGAGCCAAGAUGGAAGUGGAAAUUUCACCACCAUCAACGACGCUGUAGCAGCAGCUCCAAACAACACCAAAGCAAGCAAGGGCUACUUCGUGAUAUACAUUGCUGCUGGGGUCUACGAGGAAUAUGUAUCCAUUGCUAAAAAUAAGAAGAAUUUGAUGAUGAUCGGUGACGGAAUUAACCAGACCGUGAUCACAGGCAACCGAAGCGUGGUUGAUGGGUGGACUACAUUCAACUCUGCAACCUUGGCUGUUGUUGGACAAGGGUUCGUCGCAAUAAAUAUAACAGUUCGCAACACAGCGGGGGCAAUCAAACACCAGGCAGUGGCCGUCCGGAAUGGAGCAGACCUGUCGACCUUCUACAGUUGCAGCUUUGAAGGUUACCAAGAUACCUUAUACGCACAUUCUCUCCGGCAGUUUUACAGGGAAUGCGACAUAUAUGGCACCGUCGACUUUAUAUUUGGGAAUGCUGCCGCUGUUUUCCAAAACUGCAAUAUCUAUGCGAGGCUGCCGAUGCAGGGACAGUUCAAUGCCCUAACCGCCCAAGGUAGAACAGACCCGAACCAGAACACCGGCAUUUCAAUACAUAAUUGCAACAUCAGAGCGGCCCCAGACUUGGCUUCCAGCAGCGGCACUACUAAAUCCUACCUCGGACGACCAUGGAAGGAGUAUUCUAGGACUGUGUAUAUGCAAUCCAUCAUUGAUAGCUUGAUAGAUCCCGCCGGUUGGAAGGAAUGGUCCGGAAACUUUGCGCUUAGCACACUCUAUUACGCUGAGUAUAACAACACAGGACCCGGAUCAGUGACUACAGACAGGGUUUCAUGGCCAGGCUACCACCUGAUAAAUGCUACGGAUGCAGCCAAUUUCACAGUUUCUAAUUUCAUAUUAGGGGAUAGUUGGUUACCCGCCACCAUAGUGCCUUACAGUGGUGGCCUACUGUGAAAGCCACCUUCACCCUUCCGUCCUUGCUGUUUUUUAUAAUUAAUCUUUUUUUUCUGUAACUGUUUUAUACACAAUUUGUUUUCGUUCAUCCAAUUAUUGUAUUGUUCAGUAAGAUGGAAUUGAU